UGAGAUGACCUCAGCGUUAACCUCCUCUUUCAACUGUACCUUACUUCCACUUGUGUCACAUGUGUCACGCUGGGAUGACGCAUUAUCUUAGUCGACUUUUCACUUAGUCACUCAUCUUCCUCUUAUUUGAUGGUUUUUCUGUCUUGCUUCAUUUCCUGAAUGGUUAAAAUAUGCUUUUAAUUUGAGGUAUAGUGCUACCAGUAGAUCGUAAGUUACUGAACUGAAAGAAACAACUUUUAGGCAUUAAAAAUUUAUGCUGACUCCUGGUUAUACUCGGAAGUCGGAAUUUCUGAGCUCUGAGUCAGAAAUUUAUCUGGAAUGCCCCCCUGAAGUCGGUUUACAAUCGGACGAUCCUCACCAACCCUGACUUGACGACAACGUCAUAUUCCAAGAUGGCAGCAGAGUGCAUCACCAGUAAAGAGUAAUAGUGAAAGCUCUCAUAAUCUGUUAUUUAUUAGCACUUCUGUUUUGUUUUUGUGAAAUUAAAUAAGUGUUAUAUGUUGUACUGCCCAAUGUCUAACUUUGAACAUGGUGAUAUGGUGUUGGUAAGAGUAAAAUACCGUGAUAUGCGUUGUUAACAACUGGUAUCGCUAACAACAACAAACAACCGAUGACAACCGCUAACAACAACUGACAACGGCUAACGACAGCUGACAUUUGUACACAACAGCUAACAACGUGCAACUGUAGGCAUCCAUCUUGGUUUACCGACUUGAGGUUUCGGACACUAGAUGGCAAGACGCAAUGCAUGAUGGGAUGCCCACCACCUGUGAGUGACCAUCGGAUGGUCGCUACAUUUUGCGAUGCUCUAUGGGAAAUUUUGAGUCGCCUAUAUGGGGCAUCGGAAUUGAUCACUCAGGUUUCGGACACCCCUCAAAAUGGCGCUAACCCCCAUAUAGUCGCCUAUAUAGGGGUUAGGGAUCCCUUUCGGACACAGCCUGGAACAUCAUUCCCAGCCCCAACAUCCGACUUCCCAGGUAACUGGAACGCAGGGUAUGAUACAAAGCCAGUCAGUCUUGUUGUUUGUGGUCUUUUUAGCUUGAAGAUACCACAGAAAGGCAUCCGUGUGAAUUUCAGUUGUUUUGCUAAACAUAAGAAAAACUCCUCACAGGAGCUUUAAGGUCAAAAUCACGAGUCAAGCAUUUAUAGGUGUUGGAUUUGUCAUACUCAUUCAACUUAUGUCUCUUCUGAUGAACAUUUGAACCUUGCUGUGCUUUGUUUUUCUCUAAAACUUCUCAUUCAGUUUUCUGCUGAAAUGAGCUUGCAUAACUGAAACUCAAAGCCAGUCAUUUCCGGGAUCUGGGGUUUUUCAAGGGUUCGUGUCUGGACACAGCUCCGCCUGUCCCUGAAAUCCCAAACAGACACCGCUCUCCUCUGUUGAACGACUGGAAUUUUCCACCUUGGUUCCCGGAAUGAGGCUUUCUCUCUCUGACUCCCCCUUUCUCUGUGAUGAACAACCACCGGAUUUGCCAUAUCUGCUAUCCAUGCUGCAUCUCCUCCUCUACAGUUGCAGGAAGCCCCGCCCCCCUGUGCCACUGCGCCGUCCUGUCACUUAAAAGCAACGCACCCACCUCUCCGGUCUCCACUGUACCGCACUGCUCACGAAACUUUACCCUUCACCAAAGACUUCACUGUAUAUUCUUUUCUUCCACUGCAAACAUGGCGAAGGUCAACGGCUGCCUUAAAUGCAUCUUCACCGGCUUCAACAUCUUCUUUGCGGUGAGUUUUAAACCGUAAUUAGCGUAAAAUGGCGGCGGUUUAUCCAACGUUCUAAACGACAGGUCUAAAAAUAAAAGUGCGUAGUGGCGUCUGAAGUCUGCUCGGCCCGUCCCGACCACGACUUUCUUUUGUUUCUAUUAACAUAAAAGAAACACAAACAGUAUAUAAGAUUUCUUAAUCGUAAUGUUUUCAGAAAAAACUCCUAAGUAUUAAAAGUAUUAAACUAUAUGUAACCAGCGUUUAGACUUACAUAGCAGCUGUUGUGUCUUCUUUUAACGUUAAAAGUUUUUUUUUUUUUUUUUUUACUUUAAAAUUGUAUUUAAAUAUCAUUCAGUCAAUUAUACAGAUUAAUUUGUGUUUCUUUUACAGCCCCUCUGUUUAAAUUUGAGUUAUCCUGCUUUUUACUUUAACUUUGAUGGUCUGUUAAACAAAUGAAAAUGUAAUUUAAUUUAAUUUUUGCAGCAGUUUUUCCUCUAAUUGGAUAAAUUGGUUGCCUUUUCUUUAACAGGUCAUUACCCUUUUUUAUUUGUUUAGCCACAGCCCACUUUCACCAAGCAGCAUGAGGACAUUGUCCUCAUGAAACCAGAUUUACCUGACUUAACCAGGCUUAACAAAAUUAUACUUCCCCUAACACAAGUCCAAACAUGCCCCUCUGGUUCGCCUGGCAGUUUCCUUUGGUUCUUCAUAAUCAGAUUAGAUAACUAAAUUAUGGAGCAGGUAUUUGAUAAACUGCCAAUUAAAAUGUGUAUCAUCCGGCUCUCUGACAACAACAUUUCACAAGGUUAUUCGUCAUUCCUCUCUGGUUGUGUAAUGGUUACAAAGGUUUUUAAUUGACCUUGGGAAAGAUUUCUGCCAUUUUAACUCCACUGUGCAAAAUUGUACUAUAAGUAUACAAGCAGAAAGUGUUGUUAUAUGUUUGCUCCAUGAGUUUGCAUGCAAAACUAUUCUUUUUGUAGCUUUUAGGUUACAGGCUUCAAUCUUUCCCUGAGGCUGGGUUUACUUUCAGUUCCAGGGACAAAGAAUUUUUUGUGUUGACGUCACCCCAGAUGGUUGGGAAAUUCUGGGCAUUCACAACAUUCAGAUGUCAGAUGUUUGAAAGUCGCCCAAUUCGUAAGAAGUUAUCUGUAAAUUAAAGCCCCUAUGAGGGUUUCUUAUCUAAUUAAAAAUAAACGGAUCAUGAUGUUGAUACCAUUUCAUGAUAUUCAAAAGCAAACAAGAAUAUCAGCAGCAAGAUCCAAGAUUUUUAUAUCGUAAUUUUUAACAAGCCGGUGAGAGCUGGUAGGCGUUGAACAAACAGCCUUUUUUCUAUAUAUGAAAUAUUCUCGAUAAAUCACACAAAGUCAGCAGAAAGAGAUUUUGGUCAAAACUCCAAACUCAAGUUUAGCAAAGACUGCUUUGUCCACAGGGGGCGCCAAAAUUAACACUAACUUUAAUAAUAAUAAUAACUUUAUUUAUAUAGCAUUUAAAAAACAGAAGUUUACAAGGUGCUUUGACAACAGUUGCAAGCACAGAACAUCAGCACAUGAAAAUAAAAACACAUAAAAACAAAAGCUCAGUUAAAAACAGGCCUCUGAAUUGUAGGCCUGUUUCAUUUUUCAUAAGAAACCUUGGCAAUACAAGAACCCUACAAAAUAAAUGGGACCAUGAGGACCAAAAUAAAAACAUAAAAUGAAAUAGAAAAGGAGGGCAGGAAACAGGCUAGUAAGUAUAAAAGAGGAUAUUAAUAAUAAUAAUAAAAUCAUAAUAAAAUAAUGAUGGUAAUAUAAAUGAUAAAGUGGAAUUUAAAAAAAAAAUAUAUAUAUAUAUAUGUAUAUAUAUAUAGAUAUAUAUACAUAUAUAAUAAAAAACAUUAAAAUCAAUGAAGGACCUGAGAGAUAAAAUAAGAAAAGAUUAUAAGUAAAACAAAGGCUAAAAGGACAGUAAGUCUAAAUAAGAAAGAGGUAAAAGAAAAAGGAGAAAAAGAAAAAAGGUAAACGACGAUAAAAGAUGGCAUCACAUAAAAGCAAGUCUGUAAAAGUGAGUUAAACUUUAAAUAACUGAUUGUCUAUUUCCCUUUUUUAUUUAUUUGUUUUCUUGAUAAGAGGAUUGUGUUCAACCAACAAAAAAAAUCCUGAUAUAUGAUGUUGUACUUCGAUGUUAAGCCCAGAUAAAGUUUAAACGGAGUAAUCUCUAUUGACAGAAAUUUGCUUCAUAUGGGGCCGAUACUGAUACCAAAUGUAGGUAGUUUAUGAAACCGAUAACUGUAACUAGAAUUAUAAAGUCACGCAGUAAUAUAAUUAUCGCUCGUUCUAUUUGGUGUUAAUGUGACAAAAGAAAUUUAAAGAGCGUUCCUGUUUCCAAAUGGUCGCUGUUUCAAUAACACUAUCUGUAUUAUCGGACUUAAAAUGGCCGUGAACGUUCAGUGUAGGCUUUACAGCUGCGUGUCAGGCUUUGGUUACCAGGUAGUAAACAAGACCCUGACAGAAGAAGAAGGAAGUGGUGUAACGAAAAUAGAGGCUGCUCUUUUAUAGCAAAGAAACCGCACAAGAAAACCAGACACUGACAUGUUCUGCUCAUACUUUGCUUGUGAAUUAUUUCCUGGUUUCUUUUGAUUUUGUUGUUUGGGUUUCAGAGCCAGCUAAGUGUUUCUUUUCUGUUUCAGAUUGUCGGCGGUGCCAUCAUCGGGCUCGCCCUGCUGUCUCAGGUCUACACAAAUACCAGUGGAAGCGAAGUAAGGACAAACAUCGAGUUAACCACAAAAUAUCUAUCUCAUAUCUAAAAAUAUUCCUCAUCAUAUUAACUUGAUCUUCUCUGUGACUAGAUGGAGGGCAGAACCACUAGCCUCCUCUCCCUCUACAUCCUAGGCACUGUCACUAUGAUUGUCGCCAUUCUGGGAGCCUAUGGAGCCAACAAGGAGAACAAAGUGUGCCUGAUUGUGGUGAGUAUAAACUUAUGUUUUCACACAGGGGCUGCACAGGAUGGCAAAACUUUGUAAUGAAAUAAGGAACAAGGGUGGAGAUUAUUACCAAAUCGUAUAAUUUCAAGUGAAUUUCUUUACAUCCUGACCUGAUUGAGACACUUCUGAGAAACUUGAGAUCAUCAGUUCAUGGGUGAAACCAAGAAACCUCAGCACAGAAGUGAAAUAUGUGGUUUCUCUCUUCCUCUUUGUCACUUCUUUUUUUUUUUUUUUUUUUUGGUGAGAGCAACAGGCUUGUUUAUGUCAAACAAAGACUCCCUUCUCAGUGGCUAGAAACAUCUGAAAGUCAUAAUCUGCCUUUUAAGAUACCAAAGUUUGCUCAGAUUUCAGGAGAUUUUGAAUACAGGGAACAAAAAAGUUAUCUGACUUGUUUUCCUUCAAUAAAAACUCUAAAAUAAACCCUUUUUCUCUCUCUCCGCAGUUCCUGGUGUGUAUGAUCGUUGGAGCUCUGGCAAUGCUCCGAGCUGGCUUUGUAGCGACUGCCGCCCGCCCUCUGGUAACAUCCUGUCCCUCUGCCUCAUAAUAAUUCAAUGAUUUUGUGAAGCGACAUACUUGAACUCUAAUAUGAGUGUGAUUGAAACACUGACACAAAAAUCAUUUUAUAAAGUGAAAUUUUUCUAUUUGUUAAAGUCAUGUAGUCAAAAAUAGAGAACAAAAAAUCUGCGGACAACUAACUCAGAAUCACGAGAUGAGGACUAGAAUUAAAAUAAAAAGUGACAGCAGUAGGAUUAAUGAGGGGGUUCGUCUUUAGGGAUGGUGUUUAUCUGUCAGAUAAAGAGUCAUAACUAUUUUUAAAAAGUUUUAUAUUUUUUAACUCCAUGAUUGAAAAUGGCCAAGUCAUUUCAGGGGUGUUACACGUAAAAAUGAGAUGAAGUCGUAGUCAUGAGAUGUUGGGUUGACAUUUGAAUAAAUAAGAUUAUAAAAUGUUAAACUAGAUAUAAAGUCAGAGAAUAAUAAAAGUUAUAAGAAAUGAAGAAAUAAAAAAAACAAAAAGUGAGAAAUAGAAAAAUUGAGCAGUAAAAUUAAGAGCUAAAAAUUGUGAAAAUGCUCUGAAAGGUCAAAAGAUUAAGUUAAUAAAUGGGAACCAUGAGAAAUAAGUACAACAUAAGAUUUUAGAAAGUAAAUUUGUUUUAAAUACAGAUACAAGUUAUGUGAUUUAAAGGUUAAAAAAAUUAUCGUGUUGUAAGAACAGUAAAAAAAAAGAAAACUGGUUAAAGUAAGUGUACAGAAAAAAAAAAUCAUGGGAUAGAAGUUUUCAUUAAAAAAAAGUUUGACACUUGAGACAAACAACAUUUCAGGUUUAAAAAGUCCUAAUGAAAGUUCAACUUGUUAAAGUUAAAAUGACAAAAUUUUGAGCGAGGAUUAGAAGAUGAGACAUAUUCACAGUUAAGCCAUCAGAAACCUGGCAGAAGAAUUAGCUUGACUCGGGUGGGGGGUUAUUGUCACCCUAAAAGAGUUCCUGAUUGGUGAAUGGUUUUAGUAGAUGACCUUUUUACGUGUGUAAAAAAACAAAUUUACUUUAUAUCUGCCUUAAAAUCACAGACCAUGUAGUUCUUGGAUCUAAAAGUUUCAGAUGGGGAAACAUGACAAAAAAAAUAAAAUCAAAUUGUCAUACUGUAACAUGACUGAACAAAUAUAAAAAAAGAUGCAAAAGGAGAGGAUUUCAUUUAUCCAAAUCUGAAAUGUGACUUUAAAAAGACUUUUAAGAAGUUAAAAGCUUUUAAGUAUUAUUUUUUUAGGCUGUACAGUUUCGUCGUUUUAACUAAAACUGUCUGUGUCUGCAGGUGGAGCCACAACUGGAGGAAAAAUUCAGACAGUUGCUGCCUCUGAACGAAGCUCCAGAAGAGGCCAAAGCGAUGGCAGACGGCCUGCAGACGAUGGUAAGAGGCACACACACACACACACACACACACACACACACACACACACACACACACACACACACACCAGGUAUUGUUUGAAAAAGGGAAGUAGCUGGUAUUUACUUUUUAUCUCAGCUGUUAAAGGUUAUUAAAACCGGUUUCCACUCCCCGGGCUAUCAAAGGGCAGCCAGGUGUGGUUCAGUUACCUGAUUGGCUCGCUGACAGGCAGGUGUGUUGUUUGGCAGAAGUAAGUGGAGGACAGGCAGGUGACAGAGGGUCAUUUGACAAACAUGUGAGUCAGGUGUUAAGAAGAUGGAAGCCAAUUUUUUGACUGUAAUAGAAGUCCAUAAAAAAUGUAAUUAUCAGUUUUCUCCUCUGUAGAUUUCUAAACACAUCGGGUCUUUUUGUGACUAUAUGACUAAUAUAAAUCCAGUUAUGAUCUUUAGAAUCAUAUGCAGAAUUUUUUUAAAAGACUAAAGACAAAUUUUCAGCACCAAAUAACUGAUCAAUAAAUUGAGGGUAAGGUCAACAGUGAGAUCAUGCUGCAGCCUCGACUUUUCCUCUAAUGUUCAACUGUCGUCUCACUUCCUGUUCACGCUCUGACAUGCCUCUUUUCUUGCGUGCAGGCUCACUGCUGCGGUCUGUUCAGCUACAACGACUGGGGCAACGACAUCCCUGACUCCUGCAUGUGUGACGAGGAAGAGCAGGAAGAGGGCCUGUGCCAGUCAGUCGGCUACCGGGUGAGUGUAAACACACACAAACGUCUGCUUCGUGCACAGAAAUAAAAUUAAAAAAAAACCCUCAGAGUAAUGAUCCCACGUGUCUGUCAUUGCAGAUCACAAUGACCCCAAAGAAGAGCAUCUACUCUCAGGUGAGUUCUGGCAGAGUAUGAAUUUCACUGAAAACAGAUUUUACUCUCACUGUAUGAAGUUUUACAUCAUAUGGACCUUUUCUCUUCUGCAGACCUGCUUCCCUAUUAUCAUGUACUACGUCAUGCUCCUGUUGGACGUCGUGAUGGGAGUCGCCUUCACUCUGGCUUCUCUGGCGGUGAGCAUCCGCUUUAAACUUUGUGUUUUCUUGAACAGUUACACUUUUAUCUGUAAGCUUAGAUCGUACUUAAGCUUACGAAUCAAGUUCUCACACUGAAUGAAACUGACCUCUCUGUGUUCGUCCCUCCAGAUCCUGGGCAUGAUUCUGUCCUCCAUCAUCAUCCACCAGCUCCGUCACCCCGACAGGCCCACCGUCCUGCUGUCCGUCCCCGCCGUCUUCACGCCAUCUACUCCCAAAUACCAGGAGCUGCAGUACCCUCCUCCCAAAUACCAGGAGCUGCACAAUCCACCACCUUACUAGAGGAAGGGCUCCACCUCUCUGCCCUAACAUUAGCUUCUACUGUUCAGGGUCUUCUCAUAUACGUGGUCUCUUUGUUUAUGGUCGAAUUUGAGGCGUUGGAGGACUGAGGGUCCAAAGUGCCUUAUGACACCAUGGAGGCCUGAAACAUGUCUAAAAACUGUAACAAAAAAACCACUGGGUUUUAUUUUUCUAAUCUUAGCAGCUUUAAAUAUCUGCAGCAACUUCACUCUUUAUGUUUUAUUAGUUAAAGCUCAAUCAGGUGUAACUGUGAGGGGCGGGGCUUACUUAUACCAUUAAUCAUGACAAAAUCAGCUGCUUUCACACGACCAGAGAGGACGUCGGGAAAGAUUAAAAAAGGACUUAAAAAAACUUAGUUUCACAUUUAAAAUACAAUUUGAAACUAACAUUUUUACAUUUUAAAAACUUUAGAUCAAAAUUCUACAUCACAGAUUUUUAUUUUUUUUUUGGUUAUUCUGAAUUUGUCUGCAUUUAUGUUUGAAAAAUAAUCUGUCUCAUGUCCUCUCUGGUCACCUCAUGCCAUACAAUCCACUCGAGCAGUUCGUGUUUAAUUCUUUUUUUUUUUAAAUGCACUUUGCUAAAACUAAUUGCACUCACCACUUGUUACACAUGCUCAAAAAAAUCAUUUUUUUGUGCUUCAUCUCUGAUUUGGUGCAGUGAAUGCAAAAAGACCUUAGCAAAUGGCCUUAAAUAAACCGAAGUUAUUGUUAUAUUUACAGCCAUACUUAUUUCUGAGCUUUAAAAUCUUGGUGAAUCUUUUGGAUUGAUUGCGAUCAGUCCGCCUGUGUGUGUGGAUUCGCCAGUCUCGCCUCUGUUUACUGUACUUCUGUCGAAGAAAAGAUUCACAGAAAUAUUUAUCCUGUACUGUUUGAUAAUGAGUGUCACAGUAUUUCUCUUCUGUUUUUGUCAUCGCCUCAGUAAACUUGAAUCAUAUCCCUUUAAAUGCACAAUUGGCUAUAAAAACUGGAAAACCGUGAAUCUGUUUUUGACAAUGAGGAGGCUCAGUUUGGAAAUCUGAGCGCUGCUGCGACAGGACGGGAUGUUGUUAUUUGAGUUUUAUGGGCAUGUUGGAUUUAUUUUUUUAAAGAAAAUGUAAAAGUCUGAAUGUUUAAUUAGCUUUGAUAGAAGGAGGAGCCCGAAUAUGUCUGUAAAAGUGGAGAAAAGGGAGAAACUGGAAUUUUUUAAUCCAAAGUUUAUAUCAUGUUUGAUUCUUUUGCUGUGAGCUGAUACAGUAAAUCCUUCAGAUUAAAAGAAAAAUAAAAGAAACUCUGCUUGUGUCUGUGGGUGGAAAAAGAACAAACAUCAAAAACCAUCAAAGGGUCUUAAGCAACUUUACUGUAAGUAACCUGCGUUUUCUUUCCACAGCUGUGUGGGAAGUGGGCAAGGGUGAAAGUGGGUCACCGCCCCCUUAACGUGUCAUGGGAAAGUAUGAACUUUUUGUUUCACACGUUAAAAACACUUUAAAAAUUUAAAGAAUCCUUGAGUAAAAUAAUGGACUUAUAAGUGAUUCAGAAUAAUGAGCAACCACGGAUGAAAUACCCAAAAUUUUAAGGUAUUUUUCAAGGAAGUCAUGAAUAUCAAGAGUCUAGGUAUUGUGUAGAACAUAUUAGUUUGAACUUUUUAUACAUCCAAUGAAAAAAAUAAUGAACUUUUUGGCAAUCUUGAGAAUUUUUCAGAUGCACUUAAGUUGGCUAUGCCAGCAGCACGGCAAUAAACGUCUGUAGCUGUAGUCUGUUGUAACUCAACAGGUGCUGAUUUAACUGUUUUAAGAUGUCUCGAGCACCAUUAUCAAGUCAAAGCUGUAUUGAGUCCAACACUACACACUGCGACCGGAGAGGAUGUUUGGAAACGAAUUUUGAUUGAUUUUUCUUGGACGCUACUUUCCCAAAUCUCAAACACUGAGAUAAUUUCACGUUGAAAGUUCAAUUUGUGAAAAAGUAAGUUUGAAACUAAAAUGUUGACAAUUUCAAAAAGCACUGACUUCUUCGAAGACGAAUUCAAAUAGCUGAAAAUUCUGCAUUUCGGAAAUUUAGAAAUAGAAAUUUUCCACAUUGUAAGUGUGAAAGAGGUCAAAGGUACUCAAUUUUUCAUUGAGCUGCAGUGUUGCAUGAUGGUGGUUGAAAAACAGAUAACGUCAGGGUCAAAAUUAAGUUAGCAGCACCCUCUGGUGGACAAACUAUGUCAUAACAGUGUUAAUCAAAUAAAACAAAUUUUAUGUUUCUAAACUUUCAUCUAUAUGGAUAAAGUCUGAAAAUAAGGAAUAAGACACAUAUCUAAAUAAAGAAGUCCAACCAUUACUCUUGACUGUGCUUUUUUGUUGUUUUGUAUCAUGGCAGACUAUUCAAAAUCUUUCAUUUUCCACCUCUUGAAUUAAGGUAUAGAAUUUAAAAAUUGUCUUUUAUUCUAAUUAUCCAAAAUAUAUAUAAACUGAUAAUUCUAAAGAUCCAGUUAAAGGUAGAUUAGCAACUCCUGAGUCUUGUAAGCUUUAAUUCCUGUUUUUGUGGAUGAAGUUCAUGGGCUGUAAGACACCGCUCCAGAAACACCUCUUUAGAUCACUCUUCAGGUGAUCAGGUUCAUUGGGUAGAAAAGCAGCAUUCCUGAAACGCUCAGCCCUUCAUAAGCAAAGAUGAGGCCAAGCUCCGCACUUUGUCAACAACUGCGUGAGCAAACAUUCCAACAUUUUAAGGACUAUGCUUCUCAAUGUACAACUGCAAGAAUUUGUGGAUUUGAUCAUCUACAGUCCAAAAUAUCAUCAAAGAUCUAGAGAAAUCUCUGCACAUAAGCAGUAAGGCCCAAAACCAACACUGAACACUCAUGACGUUCGACUCAGAUCAUUCUGUAAAGCUCAUGUGCUACCUCACGGGCUCAGGAGGACUUCAGAAAACUAUCAUUAAUUAACGAAGUUCGUCUCUACAUCUACAAGUUCAAACUCCACCAUGAAAAGCCAAAGACAAUAGUGUUUUGUUGUCCCAGAACGAUUCAUUCAAAAGAACCGAAUCUUCUAAGUGUCCGUACUGAACCGAAUCACUUCCUCAAGUGAUUUGUUCGUUUCUCACUUCAGUUGCGCCGUCAGCAGCGCCGCUUCGGUUUGCAAGGGGAACGGCGCAUGUUCACAUUCAAUUCUUCUGAACCUUCAGCGGACGAAUCACUCACAAAGCCCAAUUUACAGAGUAGAUAAAUAGCAUACCAUAGGACAGUACACUUAAAACAUUGUGAUUUUUACAAACCUGUUUGCCAAAGCAACACAGCCAAACACUCUCGUCUGUGUAUCAGUUCAGGAGGUCCAAGUCGCAGGCUCCUUCCACCAAGCACUGAAUGAUUCGGUGAUUUGGUGAACGAAUCCUUUGAACAAAUCUUUUUAGUGAACUGAUUCUAGUGAUUCAGUACAUCUAAAAUAUCUGCUGUGCCCAUCAAUAAAAGACAAGUAUCGACGACGGCCAGAAACAUCGCUGGCUUCUCUGGACCUGAGCUCAUCUGAGAUGGACUGACGCAAAGUGGAAAAGUCUGCUGUGGUCUGACGAGUCCACGUUCAAGAUGGUUUCAGAAAAUCAUAGCCAGCAUCUGUGUUAGAGCCCAAAGCUGUAAGGUACAUACAAGUUUAAGAGCAACAUCUGCUGCCAUCCAAAACCUCGACUUUUUCAGGGACGUCCCUGCUCAUUUCAGCGAGACAAUGUCAAGACAGAUUCUGCACGUGUAACAACAGCGUGACUUCUUAGUAAGAGUUUGGAUACUAGACCGGCCUGCCUGCAGUCCAGAUGUGGAGAAUUAUGAAGCACAAAAUACCGCAACAGAGACCCCGAACUGUUGAGCAACGCAUGUCGAACGUCAGGCAAAAAAGUGAAAGAAUUCACCUCCAAAGCUUCAACAGUUAGUAUCCUUCCUAAGUUCACAAAACAUAAAUUUUGUGUUUCUAAACUUUCAUCUAUAUGGAUAAAGUUUGAAAAUAAGGAAUAAGACAACAUAUCUAAAUAAAGAAGUCCAACCAUUACUCUUUACUGUGCUUUUUUUGUUCUUUUGUAUCAUGACGGAGUAUUCAAAAUCUUAUUUAUAUAUAUAAACUGAUAAUUCUAAAGAUCUAGUUAAAAGGUAGAUUAGCAACUCCUGAGUUCUGUAACCUCUAAUUACUGUUUUUGUGGAUGAAGUUCAUGGGCCGUAAGCCGUAAGGUGAAACUCUCGAUUUACCGGUCGAUCUACGUGCCGACUCUCACCUAUUACCAUGAACUUUGGGUAAUGACCGAAAGGACAAUAUCGCGCAUACAAGUGGCCAAAAUGGUUUUCCUCGGGAGGCGCUCAGAGUAAAACUGCUGCUCCUCCACGUCGAGAGGAGUCAGCUGAGGUGGCUCGGGCAUCUGGUUAGGACGCAUUCUGGACGCCUCCAUUUAGAGGUGUUUCAGACAUGUCCCACUGGGAGGAGACCUCGUAGCCGGCCCAGGACCAGGUGGAGGGGUGAUAUGUCUCGCCUGGCCUCGGAGCGCCUGGGAAUCCGUCUGGGCUUCCCUCCUGAAGCUGCUGCCCCCGCGACCCGGACCGGAUGAAGCGGAAGAAAAAGACGACGAAGUUCAUGGGCUGUAAGACACUGCUCCAGAAACCGAGUGAAAGGUGAUGAAACACAGCAGGAAACAUGACCCCGAACCAGCUUUUUAGGAACGUGUUGCAGCAUCAAAUUCAUAAUAAGUGAAUAUUUGCAAAAAAAAAAACAAUAAAGGUUUA
This is a messenger RNA of Xyrichtys novacula (pearly razorfish), 12615 nucleotides long. The record is from the annotation of a GenBank genome assembly. Lineage: Eukaryota; Metazoa; Chordata; Actinopteri; Labriformes; Labridae.